Molecule: messenger RNA, 1975 nt
Organism: Vigna angularis (adzuki bean)
Lineage: Eukaryota; Viridiplantae; Streptophyta; Magnoliopsida; Fabales; Fabaceae
Product: sucrose transport protein SUC4
Exons: 5
Coding region: 244-1752 (502 amino acids)
Biological process (GO): sucrose transport
Cellular component (GO): plasma membrane; vacuole
Molecular function (GO): sucrose:proton symporter activity
Source: RefSeq, a predicted model, not a curated record
GGGAUGAGGGUAUGUUUGCAAUAAACAUUCCCAUUGACACAGUCACACAUUGUCUGUCCGAAGAGCAGUGUCUCGACAGAAUGAAGUGUGCUACAAUGCCCUUCUCCAGCGGAUGCGCCACUCUUCUCUCUUUCUCUCUCUUUUCCUGGUCUUGCGCUAUGCCCUGAGGAAACGGUCACACCGAGAUUGCGAACAAGCUAGAGAUGGGGACGGAAGGGUCACGGAAUUUGGAAUUCGUACACAAUGGCGAAUCAAGAAACUCAGCAGCGCCGUCCCCGUCAACAACGCCGGUCCAAGGAUCGACCGGUGGUCCCGGCUAGGGUUCCGUUGAGGCUGUUGCUGCGGGUAGCGUCGGUUGCCGGAGGCAUUCAGUUUGGGUGGGCAUUGCAGCUCUCGCUUCUGACGCCGUACGUGCAGCAGCUGGGGAUCCCGCACGUGUGGGCCAGCAUCAUAUGGUUGUGUGGGCCGCUCUCUGGGCUGCUGGUGCAGCCCCUGGUGGGCCACUUGAGCGACCGCUGCACCAGCCGGUUCGGCCGCCGGAGACCGUUUAUCUUGGGCGGAGCGUUGGCGAUCAUCAUUGCUGUUCUGAUCAUCGGUCACUCCGCGGACAUCGGGUGGUGGUUCGGCGACACGCCCAAACAUCGCCCCUGGGCUGUGGGCGUUUUCGUUUUCGGGUUUUGGAUUUUGGACGUGGCUAACAACGUCACUCAGGGCCCUUGUAGAGCCUUGCUUGGUGAUCUCACUGGCAAGGAUCACCGAAGGACACGUGUUGCAAAUGCUUAUUUCUCCCUGUUUAUGGCUAUUGGUAAUAUUCUUGGAUAUGCAGCUGGAUCAUACAGUGGUUGGUACAAGGUCUUUGCUUUCACCAUGACCCCUGCAUGCAAUAUUAGUUGUGCAAAUCUCAAGUCUGCUUUCUAUCUUGAUAUUGGUUUCAUCGCUGUCACCACUUAUAUAAGCAUCAUGGCAGCUCAUGAAGUACCUCUGAGUUCUAGUGGGGCACAACCUGUUGAAGCAGCAGCAGGGGAAUCGGGUGCUGCUGGAGAAGCUUUUCUGUGGGAGCUAUUCGGGACAGUCAGAUAUUUUUCAACCCCAGUAUGGACAAUACUGUCCGCUACUGCCUUAACUUGGAUUGGGUGGUUUCCAUUUCUCCUUUUUGAUACUGAUUGGAUGGGCCGAGAGAUUUAUGGUGGUGAACCAAAUGAAGGCCCUAAUUAUGAUACUGGAGUUAGAAUGGGGGCAAUGGGCUUAUUGCUUAAUUCAGUUGUUCUUGGAAUAACGUCUGUACUCAUGGAGAGGUUAUGCAGGAAGCGGGGGGCUGGGUUUGUGUGGGGAAUCUCAAAUAUCUUGAUGGCUGUCUGCUUUAUUGCAAUGCUUAUUGUAACCUAUCUGGCAAAUAGAAUUGGCUAUAUAGGCAAAGAACUACCACCAACUGGCAUUGUGAUUGCUGCAUUGACAAUCUUUACCGUUCUUGGGUUUCCACUUGCAAUCACUUACAGCGUUCCAUAUGCCUUAAUUUCCACACAUAUUCAGUCAUUGGGGCUUGGCCAAGGAUUGUCAAUGGGGGUCCUAAAUCUUGCAAUAGUGUUCCCACAGAUGGUGGUGUCCCUGGGAAGUGGACCGUGGGAUCAGCUAUUUGGUGGAGGAAACUCUCCGGCCUUUGCCGUGGCAGCUGUUGCAGCCCUUCUCAGUGGAUUAAUAAGUAUCUUGGCUAUUCCCCGACCUGGCGGUCGAAAGUCUACAAGUCAAGUAUGAGGUAUCAUGUUCUUUCUACAUUUGACACGGAUUUCUUUUCAAAGAGGGAUGAGGAAAAUGGGCAGGUAGCAAUAAUGUGUAAAUAGUUAUGUUUUACUUCUGUUUGAUUGUAGUCUUUUUAUUGAGCCUUCUAUUGAUUGAGAUAUCUCCGUCCCAAUCAUUUUGUAAUACGAAUAAUUGAUUACAUGGAUGUGUUUUUAUUUUAUUCAUCAUUUUUUAUGGC